AUACCCCGGUACCCGGGCACCCCUCCAAACAAAACUUAACGACAUUUUGUCCUUGUGAAAACUAUUUUAGUUUCAGUUCAAGUUUUGUUUAUUAAAACUUGUUUGGUACGAUGUAAGUUUCCAUAUACUAAACUCGGCUGUUUUGCGUGAAUGAUUUUACUGGAUAUUGUAUUAUUAAUUUGUUAAAAAACUGGAUUUUACAAUGUCUGGACCAAGUGCCAGUAAUAUACCAAAUAUGGCAUCAAUUAAUGAUGUCAGUGCUUUAUUUCAAACAGCUAAAAAGUAUGAAGAAUUAAAUGUAAUCGGCACAGGUGCAUAUGGAACAGUAUACAAGGCACGUGAUCUUCACAACGGUGGUCAAAUAGUUGCUAUGAAGAAAGUUAAAGUUGCAUUAACCGAAGACGGAAUACCACUAUCAACGUUAAGAGAGAUUGCGCUAUUGAGACAAUUGGAGGCUUAUCGACAUCCUAAUAUUGUCAGGUUACUCGACGUCUGCCAUGGUGGUCAGUCGUUGGAACGUGAGAGUCAGCUGGUACUGUUCCUGGUUUUUGAACAUGUUGAGCAGGAUUUGGAGUCGUAUUUGAAGAAAGCACCUGGACCACUCGGGAAUAAUAGGAUUAGGAGCAUGUCUUAUGAUAUACUGUCAGGGACGGACUUCCUGCAUUCGCAUCGCAUCGUCCAUCGGGAUCUGAAGCCCCACAAUCUUCUGGUGACGUCAUCAGGUCGUGUCAAGCUCGCGGAUUUUGGUCUAGCUAAGACGUACGACACGGAUAUGAAGCUUACUAGCGUGGUGGUCACACUGUGGUAUAGGCCGCCGGAAGUGCUUUUAGGUAUUUCGUAUAAUACGGCUGUAGAUGUGUGGUCAUGCGCGUGUGUCCUCGCGCAAUUGCACACGCGGUCGCCUUUGUUACCUGGAACGUGUGAUUCGGAUCAAUUGCAUUGCAUUUUCAAAUUAAUAGGCCGGCCGCCUAAACACGAAUGGCCGGAUAAUGUGUCAAUAAUGGCUGAUAGUUUUCCCGACUACCCUCCCAUGGACUUAGCCAUUGUGUUACCUAGGAUACACUUGCAGGCUCUAGAUCUUAUUCAGAGAAUGCUUGUCUUCGACCCCGCGAAGCGGCUAACAGCACUGGACUGCUUGGAACAUCCCUACUUCACUGAUGAGCCACUCGCCUAAAAUCCAUCAAAAAGUAUUAAAAAUACCUCCGAAAUACGUACGGUU
Pieris napi is the source of this 1219-nucleotide messenger RNA. RefSeq names its product cyclin-dependent kinase 6 (gene Cdk4). Bases 203 to 1174 code for a protein of 323 amino acids. Gene Ontology annotation, cellular component: cytoplasm; nucleus; cyclin-dependent protein kinase holoenzyme complex. Gene Ontology annotation, biological process: protein phosphorylation; G1/S transition of mitotic cell cycle; signal transduction. Gene Ontology annotation, molecular function: ATP binding; cyclin binding; cyclin-dependent protein serine/threonine kinase activity. The record is from RefSeq and is a predicted model, not a curated record. NCBI's taxonomy places the organism in Eukaryota, Metazoa, Arthropoda, Insecta, Lepidoptera, Pieridae. The transcript is spliced from 7 exons.